Echinostoma caproni is the source of this 360-nucleotide messenger RNA. Lineage: Eukaryota; Metazoa; Platyhelminthes; Trematoda; Plagiorchiida; Echinostomatidae. The record is from the annotation of a GenBank genome assembly.
ACUUGGUCAUCUACGAGCGCGUCCAAUUUCGUACCGUCAGUCUCGACCACAGCAGCUGUGACCUGGCCCACUCCGGUCACUGCUUCGUUGUUGCCACCGGAACCGAGCCGUUUCGCAGACCCGUUUGAUGUGGGCUGGGCGGAUCGCGCUACCGCAGCAUUUGCCAGUCCCGGUGCAAACACUACACCAGUGGCUGGCGGAGCAAGUUUACGCAAACCAGGCAAUCCGUUUGUGUCCAGUCUAUCUGCGACUACCGGGACUACUGGGAACUCUCUUUCUCCUGUCCUCGCGUCGGAUCACUUGAAUGGGCACAGCUCCAAGACUUCCGUAUCGCCCAUGACGGAUGAUCCUUUUUCUUAA